CCUCAACAAGCCCGACUCCACAACACGCAUGUCUGGUGUGCUGGUAAAGCUAACGCUGACCAGCACCUAGAAAUAGACUUGGGGCUCGUCACCAUGAUCAAGUCUAUCGCCAUACAAGGAAACCCAAAUGACGACGAGUUUGUUAAAACCUUUAGUCUGUCCUAUGCAGUUCUUGAAGGGCGUUGGUUGACAUAUCUUGAGAAUGGAGUCAAGCGAAUUGUAAGUAGAACUUUUGAUUAUUUGUCUGAUUUCCCAGGGAACUUCAAGAGUGGAGAGGUCACGAUCCAGACUUUACAGACGAUCACCGCUGCUCGUUAUGUCCGCAUAAACCCAGAAACUUGGUUUAGUCACGUGUGCAUCAGAACCGAAUUGUACGGCUGCGAAGCAAAGCCAACGCUUCCCCUGGGGAUGAUGAGUGGAGAAAUACCAGACAGCCUUGUUACAGCUUCUACAUCUUGGACUGGACUCCCUGGCUCAUAUGGCCGCUUACAUUGGACCAAAUAUGGUUCGAACCAAGUCUGGUCAGCUGGAACAUUAGACACGAAUCAGUGGUUGCAGAUUGAUCUGAGCAGAAUGGAGUUUGUCACUGCCAUUGCAACACAAGGGAGACAUGCUCAUAAUCAGAGGGUAACAAGCUAUUACCUGUCGUAUGGUAAUGAUACAGUCUUGUGGACUGAAUACCUGGAAGGAGGUGUUAGGAAGGUUUUUACUGGAAAUUCAGAUGGCGAAACUGUAGUCCGUCACGUCCUACCGACUGUCAUGUAUGUACGCUUUGUCAGAUUUAACCCCGUCACCUGGAAUGAACACAUAGCAAUGAGGGUAGAAGUAUACACGUAUGGUCGAGCCUCUCCUGCAGAUCUUGGUAUAGAAGAUAAAGAAAUACCCAAUAACCAGAUAACAGCUUCGUCUUUCUAUGGUUCAGGUUUUGAACCAUAUAAAGGAAGAUUGAAUUUAGGCGCUAACUCUUGGUGUCCUAAAACAAAAAGUGGAAACCACUGGCUAAUGUUUGACUUUGGUCACGUAAUGCUCGUUACGAGCAUAGUCACGCAAGGAAGGGGAAAUGAUGUACCCUUUUGGGUGACGGGAUACCAGGUGUCAUACAGCCUCGACAACAUUAAUUUUAUAUUUUAUAAAGACAAUGCUGCUUCGCAGGUUAAGACUUUUCAAGGAAAUACCAAUGAUGUCGGAUAUGUUACAAGGACAUUGGACAGGGAUAUCGAAGCACGAUGGAUAAGAAUUUAUCCAAAGACUUGGAUUCCAUCCGAUAAUUUUGUUUAUAGUUCUGAGGUGUGCACCAACCAUCGAUAUCUUGACGAUGAUUCUCGUUUAUCAACCAAAUUAACAUUAAACCUCAUUCAAGAUGAUACCAACUUGACUGAGAAUGAUUGGUACGUGUUCCGCGGUACAAGAGGCUAUUAUCGUAUUCCAAACAAGUGUCUACCACAAAACCGUUGCGGUGCUACAGCUACAGGAUACGUGGAGGGUAACUUUCCAACUCUUGCUGACGUACGUACAUUUAUGUGCGCAACUGUUACUCCUUCUAUGUCUACAACCUUAAGAAACUCGCCUUGUCCUGGUCAGCGAGAUAUUGCGUCCAACACUAUCGCAACGAGAACCCCAGCAGGAUGUUUCAAGAAAACCCACAGCCACUCGUUCUCUGUAACCACGUCUUCCAACGCCUCUACCAAGUGUCAGAUAGUCUGA
This is a messenger RNA of Actinia tenebrosa (Australian red waratah sea anemone), 1704 nucleotides long. RefSeq lists its product as uncharacterized. Lineage: Eukaryota; Metazoa; Cnidaria; Anthozoa; Actiniaria; Actiniidae. The record is from RefSeq and is a predicted model, not a curated record.